AGUUCUACAUUUUAAAAUAACUAAUAAUCAUUACGCAAGUAAACUUCUAUCACUUGCUUGCUUAACUUUUGAACUUGUUUUGGCAUAAAAAUAAAAACAAAAACAAACAAUAUAUGGAAAGAAUUGAAAUGGAAAGUUUAAAUAGAAAUAUGAUGAUGAUAUGUCAGCAUUUGAUGAAAUAAACACGCAUUUUUUAACUGAAAGUGAUCAACAUGUUUUAUUUUUAAAAAAAGGAGAGUUAAGUUCAAUUGUUGCUGAUGAUGGUGAACAAAACUCAUGCCAACCAUUUAUGUGUGAUGAUUACAAAAAAGAUUUUCAUCAAAACUGUGAUAAAGUGGAACUAUUUGGAACAAUUUUAAACAAAAAUAAGACAAUCUUAAUGGAUCAUCUCAAAGCUUCUGUCGUUUUAUUAAAUAUUUCUACAGAAAAAAUUGAGAACGAUGUUGAUGAAUUGGCUUGUACAAUAAAAAAUUAUCAUACAGAAAAAAAGUUCAAGCAAGAUGAUACAUCGACUCUAGAUGUAGAAUUAUUUCAAAGUAUAAACACGGAUGAGGAAAUAUGUCGAAUAAACUACGCUUUCUCCUGCAAAAAGGAAAAUAUCGAAAAUAAAAACCAUUUUGAAAAAAUUGACUAUGAUGAAAAUUAUAAUAAUGAUAAUAACAAUAAUAAUACAAGUAGCUAUUUGCCAUUAUUAAAAAAGUGUUAUUUUUCAUCGGAAGAUUUUUCGGAACAGACUGAUCAGCAAAUUAUAAUGGAUGUCAUAAAAAAUCUUGAGUGUAAGAUAAAAAACCUUGACGAGCGAAUUGUUUCAAUAGACAAUCAACAUGCACGCAUUCUUGAGUUGUCUAAUGAAAUAAAGCAAAAUGAACAAUUAAUUGAAGAUAUACACAAAGUGUUUGAUUAUAACUGCUAUAAAGAUAAUGAAAAAGAACACAAUAUUGUUCCUAUGAAUGUGGAAGAUUCUCACAAAAGGUUGGAACACCAAGUGCAGACUUUCAUGGAAAAAAUAGAUCUGAAUACGAAGCGUAUCGAAAGCGCAUGGGUUGGAUUGAUUGCUGCUCUGUUACUUAUACCGAUAGCUUACUUUUUAGGAAAAUUUUUAUAAUUUUUAAAAUUUUAAAGUAUCUAAUUUUUAAAAAUAAAAAAAUUGAAUCUCAAUUAAAACAUGGACAUUAAAGUAUGACUUUUAGAAUAAUCUCGAUUUGCUGUUGUAAAGGUUUGCUGUUAAAUUUCAAUAAAGUUCUGAUUUUGUAUUUUUUUUAAAUAACUUUGUAAAUUUUUCCACAUAUUUGUAAAUACCUAUGUUAUUAUCUAUAUAAAUCUAUAUUAAGCAAA
Molecule: messenger RNA, 1335 nt
Organism: Hydra vulgaris (swiftwater hydra)
Lineage: Eukaryota; Metazoa; Cnidaria; Hydrozoa; Anthoathecata; Hydridae
Product: surface protein P113
Source: RefSeq, a predicted model, not a curated record